AUGUCGACCGUACUGAGAACAUUGCGCAAUCUGCGCAGAAUUGGUUUGAAAGAAUAUGGCCAUCAGCUUCAGGUACGCGACACCAAAGCCGGAACACUCAUUGGCAUUGAUCGAUAUGGCAACAAGUUCUAUGAGAACAUGCAGGAGGAGCUCCCUCUAAGGACCCGCUGGGUAGACUACAAGGAGAAGGAAUUUGACCCCUCUCAAAUCGAGCCCGGAUGGCACGCCUGGAUAUCGUACAUGGUAGACCAAGCACCCCCCUCGGACCCAAUCAUGAACGCGCGAGUGCGUGAGUGGGAGCCAAAGGAACACCGGCCGACAUUGACUUGGAGCCGAUCGGCAUACAGACCCUACAGCACGACGAAGAACAAGUACGCGCCGUGGGUACCCGUUGCGAAGGCGCGUCAGUAG
Molecule: messenger RNA, 411 nt
Organism: Westerdykella ornata
Lineage: Eukaryota; Fungi; Ascomycota; Dothideomycetes; Pleosporales; Sporormiaceae
Product: NDUFA12-domain-containing protein
Exons: 7
Coding region: 1-411 (136 amino acids)
Biological process (GO): mitochondrial respiratory chain complex I assembly; response to oxidative stress
Cellular component (GO): membrane
Source: RefSeq, a predicted model, not a curated record